Ipomoea nil (Japanese morning glory) is the source of this 630-nucleotide messenger RNA. RefSeq lists its product as uncharacterized. The coding region runs from base 1 to 630 and encodes 209 amino acids. The transcript has a single exon. The record is from RefSeq and is a predicted model, not a curated record. Lineage: Eukaryota; Viridiplantae; Streptophyta; Magnoliopsida; Solanales; Convolvulaceae.
AUGUCUACGAAUUCAUCGGAGAGAACUGUCUCCACCGCCGGCGGCCCUUCCCCGAGCGGCCCCAACCCUCUGGCCGGAGCUCACCACUACAUCCCGAUGAAACUCAUGUCCAGAAACUACCUGUUCUGGCGUACCCAACUCAUUCCGUUCUUGCGCGCCCAUCUCCUGGGUUUCGUCGAUGGCAGCACGCCGUGUCCAUCUCCUACCAUCGACGCCACUCCUUCUGCCGACUCCACCUCCAGUGCAACCACCACUGGUCCUCUCCCCAAUCCAGUGUAUAAGGCAUGGGUUCAGCAGUCGAUCCUCUCCCUCCUUAUUUCCUCGAUGUCGGACGAAGUCUUGCACCUGGCCGUCGGCUGGAACACCGCCGCGGAGGUGUGGCGCUCCAUCACCACGGCUUUAGGAUCCAACACCCAGGCACGGUGUCUGAACCUGCUUGGGCAAUUCCAAUCUCUACGCCAAGGCAAUGCUUCGCCGGCUGAAUACUUGGGACGGGCGGAGCUCCUCGUGAAGCCCUUGCACAGGCCGGCCAUUCGCUCUCGUUGGCCGAACAGAACAUUUAUGUACUCCGAGGGCUUCGUCCGGAGUACAGAACUUAUGCCGCGUCUCUCACCGCAGGUUCGCCGGUGA